AAUUGAUCAUUCUGUUUAUACCUGACUCAGAAAGCUUAGAUUUUGUUUUUGAAGGAUGACGUAAACAAAAAGUAAAAGUAUUCACUUGGAAAUUUUCAUCAUGGAGCGAUUACUUAAUUCUUUUCAAUUUUAAGGGUAAAUCGACCAAAUGUAAUGACCAAAUGUUUGCUGCUUAACCUUCUGAUUGAGAAUAUUUAUUAAAUUUGCGUAAUGCUUGCGUGAUCGGCAUCAGCAUUUCUUAAUGACAAAGUCCAAUCUCGACAAGAACCUAUCUGCUCUUCGCCAACAUUUUUGCUGAUUUGCUACCUAUUCUAUAGGUAUUUUGUUGCCAAUUUUUGAUAGACCGUCUCCUUUCUCUGAACAACCCUGUCUUUUUGACGCCUAAGAACACAUCAGAUUAAGUCUAAGGUAACUUAAAAUCAUUUUAGACUGCACAAGAGUUUUAGCCUGAAGGUCCUUUUUGGUGCAUGAUGAGUAUUAAACCAGAAGGUUUCUUUAGAUCUGCAAGGCUCAUGACUUUGAAAGCACUGUUUGCAUCACAAUUGGUAUUCAUUAUCUGAAUUUAUAAUGUUUCUGCCAAAAAUAUACAUCCAAAAUACUACAUAAAUCUUCCAACAUUAUCUCCCAAAAGACUAUAAACAUUAUCUUCCAAAAGACAUUUUGAUAAUCAAAUUUGCUACAAAUGUAAUGCAAUUUUUGCUUAAGGGUUGCUCAAACUACUUAAGUCAAGUAUAGACUAGGAGCCUAAUUCAUAGCAAAAUAGCAACAAUAUUAAGUGCCAUAGUAGGCUUCAAUUACUUAUAUGCCUGGAGAAAGUAAUGCUGGAUAAGAAUAUCCUUUGGAUUAUUUGAAUAUUGCUAUGAAAAGUUUGACAAUAAACUAUAUGUAGGAAUCUGACAAACUGAUCAUAUAAGCAAUCCAAUAUAAUGUAUAGCUCAAAUAUGAGAAGCCAAAAAUGCUUGCAUACUAUAUAGGGCCGAUGUAAUUUUUUCUGACGAAGGCUGCUGAGGCAAGAUAUUUGUUUAUUUAUAGUUUAAUUUUAAUGUUUUGGUUUUUCAUAUUGGAUUUAGUUAAUGCAUGAUAUUGGUUUCCCUCUUGUCAUUUUGUGGUGUUUCUACCUUUCAAAUACUUAGGAAGGCCUAAAGUAAAGAAAAACAAAUAGAAUCUUGCUUAAAUUUGAUAGUUAAAAAUGGUAGACACUCUCAGUUUCAAAAAUAGUUUUUGAGGUAGAAUAAUGUUUCAUUUGUUAGAUUUGAUUUAGAUUAGUUGUAUGUGUAUAUAUCUAUAUAUGUAUGUAUAGCUAGAAGCAAUAUCGAAUUAUAAUAAGGUUACAAACAAAAAACAAACAAAAAGCAAACAAUUUGUUAAUGUUAUGUAAUAAUGAUAUUACAAUUAAUUUCUCUACACUAGAAAGAUUUCUACAAUUAUUUUUGCUUUCAGUGUCAUACAAUAGGCAUUCUUAGUUUAUUACUUCUUAAAAGGAAACUUGAAAAUAUAAAUUUUAAUUUUAAAAUUAUUUAAUACAUUUUCUUGAUUGUGUUCAAUGUUCUGAUUUUGCUGGUGUGGUUUUCAUUUUUGUGCAAAUGUUUCUUCUAACUCUGUAAUUUUUCUGGGAUUCAGUGCCCGAAUUCUUUGCAUCUGUACAUGACUUGAACAUAAGUGAAAUGGUAAAAUCCAUCAACCAUCCGUCUGCUGCUGGUUUCAAUUGCUUUAUAUGUGGAUGUGUGUUUAAUAGCACUGACAAAGUUUAAAGGAACCAUGUAUCAGAACUUUGUGUUGUUAUUUGCACUGUUUUCAAAGUGCGAUUUAAAAUCCAACCAUUUUCUUAGCAGAACAAUGUGGCUGUAGGAUUGAAGCAAAUGAAUUUUGAUCUGUUUUAACAGUAAAAGGUUUGUGAAUGAGGCUUAAGUUGAUGAGUCACACAAUGAUGUCUUAAUAAGUUGGUUGUAAUGGUCAGUAUCCUCAGUUUACAAAAAAGUUUUGGAGAUUAAGAAGAUUGUCAACCGUGAAAAAAAACAAUGCUACACAAUGUCAAGGCUAAAGAAAUAUAAUUUUGGGUAGACCUCCAUUUGGCCAAAGGUAACCUUGCUGUUUUUUUUAUAAGAGCAAAGCAACCUAUGCCAAGGAUCAUGAAACUGACUUUAUGAGGGCCUUGCUGAAGAAGAAGCAAACAAGUGUCCUUGGCGAACAUUGAAUGAGACAAAAUGUCAAAAUAGUUUAGCAUGAAUUUACUAAUAGUACACUAUAAAAGUACAAAUCAGUGCAGAUAAGUACUUAUCAUUCUGCAAAAUUAAAUUUUUGCCUUGUUUACAAAGCAAAUGUAAAAUGUGAAAAGAUUAUGUUAGCAGAAUGACUUUCAACAAAACAAACUAAUUUUGUAGAACAUGGAACAAUUUAGAAACACACUUAUAAUCAACAUAACAUAAAGUAGAAAAAGCAAGGCAUCUCCAUGAUAGAACAUACUGCUUUUCAAUUAGGCCAUUCUCAAGCUUAAUUACUUAAUUACUUAAGCUUAUUAUAAUCACAUCUGAGCCAGUGGUAGAGUGCUUGCUAAAGAGCUAAUAGGUGGAGCAGGGGGUUUGAAAUGAAAGGAAAUUGUGCCUUCCUCUGUUUCUGUUUGUAUAUUUACUCUUGCACUCUAUUUUUCUAAUCUUGGCAAUUAAUAUAUUAUAAAAGCUCAUCUGCCAAAAUUUUGUUAGACGGGGCCUCCUAGCCCACCCAUCCACUCCAAUACUUGCAGCUUCCAUUUCAAAAGAGCAAGUGAAUGGUCCUGUUUUUUGAUCAGAUGUUUCGAUAAAUAGUUUAUAAUGUAUUUUUUUAUUUCUCUAUAAGUACCUGUUUAAAAGGUGGUUUCAAAGUGAAGCAAAAUUAUCAUUUGUUCAUUGUUGUAGUAUUAUUGCAAUGUUCAACGAGACAGGCCCAGGGCCUGUGCCACAGGGGGGUCAGGGGGCAAAAGCCACCCCACUUUUUUACUAAAUGCAAUAAUGAAAUAAGCUUAGAUAAACCUUUAGAUUACAACAAAUACAUUGACUGGGACCGCGCACCAGUCUAAAAAUGGAGGGGAUAAAUGGAUUUGACCAAAAUUUCUUGAGGCCACGCCCUCCAGAACGCCGGAAAACGCCCCUUUAAGAAAAUACUUUUUCAUUUCUACUCAAUUGUUAUAAACAGUCUGGUUCAGAGAAGUUAUCAAUAACUAUAAAAAUAGAUAAAAUUAGAUUGAGAGUAACAAAAUACCAAGCUAACCAAGCUAGAAAAUACAGCAUGUUAUUAAACAAGAUAAAACACCUAGAGAAUGAACAAAAAUGGUUCCCAGUCAAGAAGAAUUGCUACUACAUAAGAGUAAACUAUGCAAAGAUGCGUUAGAGUAAACCUUCCAAAGAAUUUGUAGCCUAUUAUUGCAAAAAAGUGGGAGGGGGGGCUAUAGCCCCUGCUAGCCCAAUGGCUGCGCGGUGCCUGAACAUUGAGCCAAAGUCCAGUAUUAAAACAGCUUCAGCAAAAGGAUUGGCAGCAUUGGGGCUAAAAGGGGAAGAGGAAACUUUCCUAACGUUGCUGGCUCCUCCAGUUUGAGGUCAGUGGCACGGGUCCUGAGGCCAAAAACCCUACUUCAUUAUCAAAAAGUGUAGGGAGCAUGGUAGCGGUGGAUCCGAAAUUAGUGCCGUCUUUCAAAGAAAAACGAAAGAAAAGCCUCGCUGUUAUCGCUCCCUCCCUUUUCUGAAGAAUGGCUUGCAAUCAAAGUCUUAUCAACUUUUGCACCAACGAUAAAUAAUUUCGGAAACAUGAUUUUAUUCUAAUUUUGCUGACAACUGCAAACAGAUGUUAUUACUAUUCAAGUCUUGUAGCGUUUCGUGAUAGCAAGGGCUCGCAAUCCCGCAUUCUAACAAGUAAAUACUGGAUAUUUGACCAAGUGUGGCACCGUUUGAAGAGGGAUUAAGCGUGACUUUGUGCGCUGUAUGUAUCAAUACAGCAGUAUUGUCUUUUUGCCAUAAGCAGUUGUUUCUAUGGACUAUGUCAACAUAUGGUUCUAGGAUUAAAGCUUUAUUUACAUUAAAGGAGAGUCUUGGUUGUUGUAAGAUUUGUGAAAAAAUAGCGAUUAAAGCUUUUGCCAGUUGUCUUCCUGCCUUGUCGAUCUGUUGACAAAUGAGUUUUUUGAUCAAGCACAUUCAGAAACAUAAUGAGAUCAAGCUACAUCAAAGUUAUGUAGAAAUAAGAUUUGUUGGAGGAUUUUUUGGACGGCGCUAAUACUCCAUUUGCAUGCAGAAUUUAGUGCACUAGUUGACUGCACGACGUGUCCACCUGCCUUGCACAAUAACCUCUUUCAUUUAAUCUCGACUUUGUAGCAUAGUCCGUGGCUCAAUCUAUGGAAACUUCUGAUAACAUUAAAUAUGCACGAGGCGUCGAGGUUGCCAGCCUAAGAAUUGUGGUGACAAGUGUCAAGGGAAACGCACUCCUGUGACUGGUUGAAAGAAACUUGAAGAUUUGUCAUGAAGAAGUAUCUUUUGCAAACGAUCUGAGAUGAAUGUCGCCUGUUUGACGAAUGUAGCGGAAUGAGAUUUGCCUUUGCUCAGCAGAGCAUAAAGAAAUACGAUCUGUCUUGUGGAGUGGCAAGACGCUGAUUUGAGCCUUAGUUAGAAGGAAAUGAAUGGCAAGGGCUCUUUUGUUCUCUGUGCCGCCGAACAUGGCGACCUAAAUGGUAUCAUCCAUGCAUUGGAAAAUGGAGAUGAUAUUGAAACCAGAGAUGCGAAUGGGCAAACACCGCUGCUUCUUGCUGCAGAGAAGGGGCACUUUGGUAUCGUUAGGGAGCUGAUACACCGAAACGCCAAUGUUAAUGCGAGAGACCAGGAUGGCUGGACGGCACUGAUCGCUGCAUGCAAAGGAGGCUACCCGGAUGUCGUUGCAACAUUGCUUCAUAAUGGUGCACGACACAACAUCGCAGAUAUGGGUGGAUGGACUCCUCUGGUGUGGGCCUCGUAUAAAGGACACAAUUCGGUUGUUAGGGAGCUCUUGAGAUAUGGUGCUGAUCCCAAUGAAAGGGGCCAGCACAACAUGACUGCACUGAUUUGGGCAGCAGGAAGAGGCCACACCAACGUUGUACGGGAGCUUCUUGAGUCUGGGGCUAGAGCUGAAAUCGCAGACAAGUAUGGAACCACUGCUUUGAUUUGGGCCUGCAGAAAGGGACAUUUUGAAGUUGCAGAUCUUUUAAUUUCAAAAGGAGCCAAUGUCAACAGUGUUGGGACGCAUGGUUGGACCCCACUGAUCAUGUCUGGCAAAGGUGGAUUUGUUGAUGUGGUGAAUCUCUUGCUAGAAAGCAGAGCAAACGUGAACCUAGUCGAUCAGGACGGAAGAUCCGCUCUUACAUGGGCUUCCAAAUGUGGCCACGAGGCAACAGUUCGCGCAUUACUGAAUCAUGGUGUUUACCUCAAUAUGCCGGAUAAGCAUGGAGACACUCCGUUGAUAAUUGCUGCCAGGGAAGGACAUCCUGACGUCAUCAAGGCUCUAUUGUCAAAAUAUGCUGAUCUUGAGCUGACUGAUUCGGAGGGCAAGACUGCAUUGUACAAAGCCGUUGAAAAGGGACAUGUUGAUUGUGUGCGCGAGCUUCUAGUCGCUGGAGCCAAUACAGAGACUACAAACAAGGAUGGGGAGACGCCUUUGAUAAGAGGCGCGAAGAAGAAACACACUCUUUGUGUAAAAUUAUUGUUGGAGAAUGGAGCCAACCCGGCUGCUGUUGAUAAGAAAGGCGACACCGCGCUUCAUAUAUCAGUUCGACUCAAGUAUGCAGGACUUUGUGAAGUUUUAUUGAGAGAUCAGAAAAAUUCUCGUCUGCUCUACAAGCCAAAUAAAGCUGGGGACACGCCUUAUAGCAUUGAUCGUGCUAACAAACAAAGUGUGCUGUCUCCAAUAUUUGGAAACAGAGAUUUAAGUGCUGAUAUCAGUAGAAUGGAACUGCCCUCUGGCCAGGAUAAAUUCGUAAUGGCGUUGGCAGAUUUCAUCAGCGAUCCUUCACUUUCUACUCCACUUACUGUUGGCCUAUUUUCAAGAUGGGGAACUGGCAAAUCAGUCAUCUUGCAAAGAAUUUAUGAGCAACUGAAAGCGUAUGCAUUUCAAGAAGCGAUCGUUCUAUUUCGCAUCACUAGCGGUGUUUUACUUACCACCGUCUGCAUUACAAUUACGAUUGGACUUAUAACCUGGGCUGUGUCCACGUGGGUGGAAGGACUUUUGUCGGCUCUUGCAACAUUCGUUGUUUUGAUGGCGCUUAUCAUUCUUGGCCGCAGCUCGCAUAGAUCGCACGCAGGCAAUUCUAACCGCUGCGGACUAAAGCUACUCCAACUAUUCGAGCGUGCGGUACUCUUCUUCAGACUGGUAUUCUGUGUGCCUCCUAGCAUCGAAUCCGUGCGGCCAAUGUUGCCAAUACAUUUCAUUUUUGUUGACUUGACAAAAUCAACUAUUUUUGGCGACAAUCCAUUAACAGCGCUUGUUAAUUUAGCUCGAGAGCUUAAUGAUGCUGUUGAAAAGGAUUAUGGUGUAUUUGUGACAAGACUUUAUCGAGUUUUUCGCUCCGGGCCAUAUCGUGCAAGGCAAAUAUCACACUUGAAUCUAAAAUCUCGUUGGAAAACAUCUUGUUGCUGUUUACCGUCCGUGUUCUUCACGAUUUUGGUGCUUUUUGCAUUAUGGGUCGGGUUGUUUUGCCUUGCUAUAUUUAAGAAAAGCUCGGAUCGAACAAUUCUUGGAAUCGAGAUCGGGAGUGCUUGCGUCAUUGGUCUAGCAUUUAUUUAUAGCAUCCCUCGGCUCUGCGUCAUCAUUUAUUGUUUGGUAUUAUCAAUGAAAAAGCGCAUCAUGAUUGUGGCAUCGCAACCAGGCAUCAGAGACGAGACGUUUCUGCAUGUUUUGAAGCAGGAAAUCGACUUGCAAGCCGACAUGUUAGAAUGUCUAGAUGGAUUUACGAGACGUCAAACACGGGUUGUGUUGUUUAUAGAUCUUCUAGAAUCUUUAGAGCAGCAGAAGGUGCUUCAUUUCGUCAAUUCCAUCAAUGCUUUACUAUCUGAAACUGGUCAUCCAUUUCUGUCCUUGAUCAGUGUCGAUCCAAGGCUUUUACUAAAAGCCAUCGAUCAGAAUCUUCAGCUACUUCAGGACUCUCAUAUUUCCCCUUACGACUAUUUCAAGAACACAGUCGAUUUGCCAUGCUAUUUCUCAGACCAGUCAAAAACACCCACCACUGGAUUUCUGCCUAAAGAUGCUAUUGCUGCGGUUUCCGGAUUAUCUGACAACGCAGAACAAUUUGAAGCUAAUCAAGACCUGGAAUGGGGCGCGGGAAUGAUUGAAGACGACGAAGACGAGGACGACGACAGUCUACGGGCUGGCUGCAAUGGCAAGGUUCCCCUGAUUGAGAACAGGCCGUCCACCGCGCGUCGGCUCUCGAACGUCAGUUCGAAUUACUCUGAUGACCAUAGAGACAGAGAUAUUGAACAUAAUGGGAAUAUCCACUAUGAAGAGAAAGAUAACGUAUCUACCGACUUAUCAAAGUUUUUACAGGACAAUGAAAGCGGAUCGUUAGCUGAUGUUAAAAGAAUUAUGAAUAUAGUAUCGCUUACAGGACGCCUUUUGCACGCGCGAAACAUUCCGUUUCGCUGGAGAACAUUGGCUUCAUGGGUGAGCCUUGCGGAUGCAUGGCCUUAUAAAAUAAGUUGGUUGAUACUUUUAGCAGAGGACAACUCUCUUAAUCUGAAGCCCGAAUUGUCAUUGAGAAAACUUUACAGUGUUGCGGGGGCGUUUAUGCCGGUUCUUGGUGAGCCGGAUAUGUCCUUGGAUGCGGAUAUUGUUUAUUUCGAAACGUAUUUAUCAAAUCGCCAUCCACUUUUAACAUUAGGGGAUAUGUGCAUGUUUUUACCGUGCACUUUUCACAUUGAUCCGGCAAUUAGGAAAUCUAUGGCAGAAUACCUGCAAACUGUCAAAACUGGAAGUGUGACAAAGGCACAAAUAGCUGGCUCAGUUGCAGAGAGUGUCACACAACAUGUUACUUCUCCAUCGAGCAGCCGAUUUAUGUGGAGAAGCGUCGGCGAAGAUGCAAUUUUAAGUCAGAUGUCUUCUGAUGACGUCAUCAAGCAGAUUGCAGAAAUCGACGGCAUUAACUGCGAAAGUAUAGCCCUAUACCAGAUGCAAUUGAAGGACCACAAUAUCAACGGAAAGGUGCUAGCAGCUUGUGAUUUGAACGAGUUGAGGGAUGCGAUGCAAAUGGCUUUUGGUGAUUGGCAAUUGUUCAAAGCGUGGAUCUUGCAGGCCAGGACCCGGGAGCAAUCUGUUUCUCCGAGAGUUACCAUGCCACCGUUGUCAUUUCAAUCCCAUUCAAGAGCUGAUUCGACUGUCGAAGAAAGCCGGACUGACUCUACCUCAGAAAUUCCAAAUUCACCAGGAACAAGUAGAGGUUGUAGAGGAGUUUCAAGUGGCUCUGAGCAUGCGGCGGGAAUGCCCCCCGAUUAUGAUGAGACGAACAUCGAUGCAAAGAGACCCUCAAAGGGUCCAUACGGGUCGCACACUGUCAGGCAGGUUUUGUCGCGCAAUCAGAAUACGCCUAGCAGACAAAUCAAGCAAGACAGUAUAGACUCAGAGAAAUCUGGUAAAUUCGUGAAAGGAACCAUUGGCCUAGAUGAUCUUAUGGACGGCAGAAAACCCGAAAAUUUUAAUUCUCAUAUUCGGUACUUGAACCAUUUGCAAAGAUCAGCUGAUUCAGGGUUUGCGAGUACGGAAGUCGAAGCACAGCAACAGGCUCGUCUGAAGCCUUUGAUGAGGCAAACUAGUGUACAGGAAAACAAGGAGUACGAAAUUGAGAUGGCGGAACUCUGCAGCUCAAAGACAGCAGCAAAAGUGAAUUGAAUUACAGAGAUUUCAACGAGGAGAACGCUUCUUCUCACGUGCGAAAAACAUACAGAGAAGAUAUGAUGUUUAGGGAUCCGAUUCCAGAGAUCAAGGUGCAGUCCAAUUUUAGUCCUAAGGAAAGUGAGCAAGAUGGUUUUUUACUCGAAGCUGUCAGUGCACCAGAGGAUUUUAGGGACCAGCUUACGGAAGUUGUGACAACCAUUGCCCAAAAGCAUUGGGAGCAACAAGCUAAGUCAAAAGUAUUUGCUAAGCAAGGCAAUCAAAGGAGCGAUAACCCCAGGGAUGGCAAUGAAUUGUUGCAAAGUAUCAAAAUGGACCUUUCUUCAGCAACUCAUAAGAACCAACACAGUCCUGGCUAUCCUUCCCCUCUCGCACAACUAAGGAAAAGGGAGGCUCAGAAAGGAAAGACGUCAAAGACAGGAGAAAGAAUGAGUACAGACUCUUUUUCUGAUAUUCCAUUGCCCCCUGCAUCUAUGCUUAGCGAAAAACAAGCCAGCCAGUACUCAACACCCUCACCCCCAUUACCUACACCUCCCCCUGAAAUGCUAACAGAUACUGAAGAUACGUUUUCUUUUUCCUCGUUCGGUAAUGUUCAACCCGAGGAUCCUUAUGAAUCUAAAGCAAGAACAUUUACUACGCAAAGUGGUGACACGAGUGCGGUACGAACCCGGAGUGAAAUACCGGAGAGUGACGAAGUACCGAUAGGACACGGAGCGAAACCGCGUAAACCGCAAAUCUCAAGGAUACCAGCAGUGACAGCUUCAAAUUCACCCGUGAAACAUUCAAAUCCAGGGAGUGUUCAAACCAAUAUCGAAACCUCAAUGCAAAGCAGAUCAGUAAAAGUAAAACCCCCGGCUGUUAGUAAAAGACCCCCAAACGAACUUUAUUCAGAGCAGCCAAAUACGAAAGGUAUUCAAGGGGCGAAGGAACACAGAACACACCCAUAUUCUCAAUACUGAUCGGGGGAAAAAUACAAUCGUUUUAUAAACACCACAAGUUUAUAUGGCGCUUAUCCGAAUCUACAAUAUAAUCGAUUGAAUUCGAAAAGCAUUGCGGAAUAUCCAUUCAGUUUUUGGAGGGAAUCUCUUCGCUGAAGCUACAGUGUUCAUGCUCUUGAACUGAAUUGCACAUUGAUUUCAAAUCCUCAAUGGACGUUUUAAGGCUGUAAAAGGUCUUUCUAAUCUCGAAUAUUAAGAAUUUGCAUAGAAAUUCUUCUUCAUUAUGGAGACUUUGCAUGUCUUUGCUUGACAAUCAGACAAGGCUUUGCCAUGUUAUUCUAACUUAUUUCAGUUAAGCAGCACAAAUCGAUGUUCAAAGAUGCAAUUUCCAGAAAUAUUUUGAAAAUUUAGAAUUCAAAUGCUAUACCAAUUUAUAUACUUUUAA
Messenger RNA from Rhopilema esculentum, 10251 nucleotides. RefSeq lists its product as uncharacterized. Gene Ontology annotation, molecular function: PDZ domain binding; protein kinase regulator activity. The record is from RefSeq and is a predicted model, not a curated record. Lineage: Eukaryota; Metazoa; Cnidaria; Scyphozoa; Rhizostomeae; Rhizostomatidae.